AUGGCAACGUCCGAGUUUAUGCCGAAUGAGCCGGCGGCUCGCCGAGCGCUUCAAUCGCUCGCUGAACGAGACCAGACUGACGCCUCCAACCCGCACAGCGAGCAAAAGAUUGACCGCAUCGAGGCCAGCCUCGGCAGCAUCGAGCGGCUGCUCAAGCGUCGCGAGAGCCAGCGCUCGCCGGGCGACCGAGGCCACGUCCCCGACGGCGGCAUCGCCUCGCCCAACGCGAGCGUCACCAUGUCCGACUCGUCGGCCAUCAACACGCCCGCCAACAUUGACUCGACCGAGCCCGAGCCCGACCAGGGCCUCAAUGUGCAGACCGACAUCACCGUCGCGCUGCUCAAGCAGGCCGUGCGCAGCACCACGCUCUACGGCGUCGACGCCAAGAUGGGCGCCGCCCUCGGCAGCCUCUAUGAUCUACUGGGCAAGCGUCACCUGCCCAGCCCGGCACGCGGCGCCGGCGGCGGGGCGUCGCCGUUUCCCAUGCAGAAGCCGGUGCCACCGGGAGGUGUGGGCAAGCUGGAGAUGCCGCCGCUGCAGGUGGCACUCACCGCGAUGGAGAGACUCACAUAUGAUCCACCGACGCUCAUUACAAUGCUCUGCUCCUCGAUUGGUUUGGACGAUAUUGCGGCCGUCUGCAGACGCGAGUACGAGCAUCUCGACAACAUAUCGAGCGUCCAGUUUGUCCUCAUCAACUCCAUCUUGUACUAUGUAUUUGAGGAAAUGAGCAUGCUGGGCAUCUCGCCGGAGAGACUGGCGGAAUACAAGGUGCAUGCUGAGCUGUGCCGGGCAAACGUCGACACCGGCCUGGCCAACCUGCCUCUGCUCCUGUCUUCCACGGCGCAAAACGUACAAGGGCUGUUAUUAGGAGCCCUCGUCUCCAUCGACCAGUCGCGGCCGGCCGUGGCGUGGCAGCUGUGCACCACGGCCGCGCAGCUGUGCAUCGCGGCGGGCUUCCAGAGCAAAAGCGCGUCGGCGCACAAGACGGCGGCGGACACGCGGCUGGAGCGCAUCCUCUUCUGGAACGUGUACAUCCUGGACAAGGCGCUGUGCCUGCGGCUGCACCGGGGCUCGUGCAUCCCCGAGUACGACAUUGACAUUCCGCGCGAGUUCUACUUCCACUACCCGGCGCUGGCCGACACGACGGGGCUGACGCAUUUUUGGCGGCAGUACCCGGCCAACGAGGAAGCGCCGGUGCUGACCGAGAUCUUCCGCAUCGGCGAGGAGAUCCAGCUCUCGGUCAACCUGACGCUCGUGUACCAGGCCGUCGCCGCGCUCGACGGGCAGGACGUCUUCCGCGCCGAGUGCGUCGAGGCCGCGCGCCGCGCCAUGCGCACGCACAAGCGCUCCAUGCACCUCAUGCGCUUGGGCCCGUACGCGCGGUCGAGCUACAUCAACUGGACCAUCCUGCACACGCCGUUUGCGCCCUUCUUCGUCGUCCUGCGCCACGUGCUCGAGACGCUGUCCCUGACCGACCUCGUGCUGCUCCAGGAGUUCAUCGAGUCGCUCAGCCACGCCCUCGACGUCUCCAACCGCCUCAAGCGCUUCCACCAGCUGUGCCACGUCAUGUGCGAGGUCGCCGGCCUGUUUGUCGGCGUCAAGCUCAAGAUCAACAACAGCAGCGCCUCCGUGCCCGAGAUGCCGCAGGCGCUCGACCACGUCAACGACCUGCUGCACCGGCAGUUUAGCAUCGGGCAGGGGCAGCCGCAGCUGGACCCCUACCAACAGCAACAACAACAACAACCACAAUCACAACAGCCCUUGCUGAAGCAGGCACCCGAAAUGAGCUUUGCGCAGCAGGGCUUGCUGCCGCUGGCCGAGGAGGCGGCGGUCAUACCCGGGGGAGAGCCGGUACUGUCAGAAUUACCGGCGGACUGGGACCCGACGACGAUGGGGACCAUGGAUUGGACGGCGGGCUAUGAGAAUAUUCUCAACUUGAUGCAGGAUGAGCUCCAGAUUUUGGAAAAUUACCCCAACGCGGGGCUCUUCUAG
Molecule: messenger RNA, 1992 nt
Organism: Cordyceps militaris CM01
Lineage: Eukaryota; Fungi; Ascomycota; Sordariomycetes; Hypocreales; Cordycipitaceae
Product: fungal specific transcription factor
Exons: 5
Coding region: 1-1992 (663 amino acids)
Biological process (GO): DNA-templated transcription
Molecular function (GO): zinc ion binding; DNA binding
Source: RefSeq, a predicted model, not a curated record